AUGUCUAGAAGGUACGAUUCACGUACUACGACCUUCUCUCCAGAAGGACGUUUAUAUCAAGUUGAGUAUGCACUUGAGGCUAUAAAUAAUGCUAGUCUUACUGUUGGUGUUUUAUGUAAUUCUGGUGUUGUACUUGUAGCUGAUAAACCUAUCAGUUCUAAACUUCUCGAUCCUGGAAAAAUCAAUGAAAAACUUUACAAACUUGAUUCACACAUUUUUUGUGCUGUUGCAGGACUUACAGCAGAUGCUAAUGUACUCAUUAACAUGUGCAAAUUGUAUGCUCAAAGACAUAGAUAUUCUUAUGGUGAACCACAAUCUAUAGAACAACAUAUUAUACAAAUCUGUGAUCUUAAACAAAGUUAUACACAAUUUGGUGGAUUAAGACCAUUUGGUGUAAGUUUUUUAUUUGGUGGUUGGGAUGAGAAUUUGGGAUUCCAAUUAUAUCAUACAGAUCCUUCUGGUAAUUAUUCAGGAUGGAAAGCUACAGCCAUUGGAAUGAAUAGUCAAUCAGCACAAUCUAUACUCAAACAAGAAUGGAAAGAAGAUUUAACAUUGGAACAAGCAAUAAAAUUAGCAAUUAGAGUAUUAACAAAAGCGAUGGAUUCUUCAACUCCUCAAGCAGAUAAAAUUGAAGUUGGAGUCUUAUCUAAAGGUGAAACUGGUGAAUUUGAACCCUUUGUUGAAAUGUUAAAUAAUGAACGAGUUGACACUCUAUUAAAAACUAUUGCACAAGAAGACACCAAUAAAUCCACCAAUACACAAUAA
Messenger RNA from Theileria annulata, 765 nucleotides. RefSeq names its product proteasome subunit, putative. Gene Ontology annotation, biological process: ubiquitin-dependent protein catabolic process. The transcript is spliced from 3 exons. The record is from RefSeq and is a predicted model, not a curated record. Bases 1 to 765 code for a protein of 254 amino acids. Lineage: Eukaryota; Apicomplexa; Aconoidasida; Piroplasmida; Theileriidae. Gene Ontology annotation, cellular component: nucleus; proteasome core complex, alpha-subunit complex; cytosol.